CCCCAUCUUCUAUCGCGGGGAUAGAUAGACACACCACGGCACCACAGAAGCAGCAGCAGCAGCAGCAGCAGCAGCCCCAUCAAAACCAGCAUCAUGUCUUCGCGGCCGCGUCGCUCGGCCGCCCAGCGCGCCACCGUAGCAAUCACUGACAUGGCCGACAGAGACCGAGAACCCACCGAGCAGCGCACCAUGUCAUCGCGCAGCUCCCGCCGCUCGGGGAACGGCAUCGCCUCCUUCACCCGGGGGCCCGCCACCUCGUCGUCCCCGGCCACCAGCAGCAGCCCCGCCGCCGGCGACGCCAACCAGCACAUCCACCUCACCGUCAAGCUCCCCUCCAGCAAGCUACGCCAGGCCACCAGCAGCGGUGCUACUGCUAGUAGCGGCAAGCGCAAGUCUGGCGGUAGCGUCACGGCCGCUGGUGGUGCCGGUAAGGGCGGGGCGGGUGGUGCGGGUAAGCGGACGCGGGGUGGGAAGAAGAGUUAUGUUAUUGAGAGUAGCGAGGAUGAGGAGGAAGAGGAAGAGGAGGAGGAGGAGGAUGACGAGGAGGAGGAGGAUGAAGAGGAAGAUGAUGAGGAUCGGUCGGUGGAGGGAUCGGAGAUUCAGGUUGUCCCGCGGAGUUUUGCUAAGGCCGAGAAUGAAGAUGAGGAUGAGGAAGAGGAUGAAGAGGAUGACGACGAUGAGCAGAUGGAGGAUGUUGGCGAAGAUGAUGCCGAGGGUGAUGAUGACGGCGACGAUAUGGAUGUUGAUGCUGAAGGCGAUGACGACGACGCUGACGCGGAUGGAGAUGUCGACAUGGACCUAACCCCCGCGCCGAGGCCCCCAACUAUCAAGGUCACCAAGCCUUCCAAGAACACGUCGACUCCAAGCAAAGGGCGAAGCGCACCUGUGGCAAGGCCCGUUGCCAGGGGUACAGCUGUGCCGAAAUCCCGGGUCGUCAAUGAUGACGAAGAAGAUGAUGACGAGGAAUUGAGCGAGCUUGAGAGUGAGCCUGAGGACGUCACUGUUGAGGUCGCCAACGCUGAGGAAGACGCCGAAGGCGAUGAAGAGGAGGAUGUUGAUGCCGAAGGGGAAGAAGAAAUCGAGGUGGCCGACGAGGACGCCGAAGGCGAGGACGACGGGGAACUCAUGAGCGGCGAAGACGACCUCAGCCGUGGCGACACGCCCGACCUAUCCAAGCUAACGGCCCGCCAGCGGGCCAAGCUGGGCGAUGUCUCGCACGAGUACAUGAAGCUAUCCGAUGAGGUCCAAGCCAAAAAGCACUUCACCGCCGAAGAACUCUCGAUGCGCCGCGCCGAGAUGGCCCGGCGCAGACGCAACCUCAGUGAUAAGCGCAAUGAGGAAGUCAAGAUGGAAACAAUCAACAAGCUCCUCAAGAAACAGGCCCCGAAAACCACCCGCAAAAACGCCCUUUUGGCCGCCGGCGACGAGACGCCCGACUCGGACGCCCAGCGUGCUGAUCCCAUGUUCAUCCGCUGGGUGAGCACCAAGACGGGCAACAGGGUGGCCGUGCCCGAUGACCUGCUCACUGGGCCCGCGGGCGAGGUGUUUAAGCCCAGCGGGGAGGGGCUUCGGGGGAAGAUGGUCGAGGAGGUGUCUUGAUUAUGGAUGGACAGGGAGAUUGUACACUUGGGACGGUUGCUUUUGCGCUUUUACUCAGAGUUAAGAGUGUUCAUUGGCGUUUGGGGGACCGGCACACGGAAAUGGUGUGUCGGUAUUGCUGAUCUGGUAGUAAUAGAGCCGAUUUCUUUCUUCAAUACGUCGGGGUCACCUUGCCUGUUGGUGAGGGAGUGAUACUGUGCUGCGCUACUUUCC
Molecule: messenger RNA, 1812 nt
Organism: Chaetomium fimeti
Lineage: Eukaryota; Fungi; Ascomycota; Sordariomycetes; Sordariales; Chaetomiaceae
Product: PAPA-1-like conserved region-domain-containing protein
Exons: 3
Coding region: 94-1599 (501 amino acids)
Biological process (GO): chromatin remodeling
Cellular component (GO): Ino80 complex
Source: RefSeq, a predicted model, not a curated record